Messenger RNA from Populus euphratica (Euphrates poplar), 3589 nucleotides. RefSeq names its product Transducin/WD40 repeat-like superfamily protein. NCBI's taxonomy places the organism in Eukaryota, Viridiplantae, Streptophyta, Magnoliopsida, Malpighiales, Salicaceae. The transcript has 18 exons. The coding region runs from base 263 to 3142 and encodes 959 amino acids. The record is from RefSeq and is a predicted model, not a curated record. Gene Ontology annotation, biological process: microtubule severing; microtubule depolymerization. Gene Ontology annotation, molecular function: microtubule binding. Gene Ontology annotation, cellular component: katanin complex.
UUGUCUUCUCCUCUCUCUCUCCCCCCCUCUCCUCUUUAUUUUCUUAGACGACAGGGAACACACGUUUCUCAAAAAAAGGAGCCAGACACCUCUUUUCUUCUUCCUCUCUGCUCCUCCUCCUCCACUGUAGGAAUCUGAGAGAGAGAGACACAAAUUCCUCUCUAUCUGGAAUCCAAUUCCUAAUCUUUCAAGAAUCAUAAGUAGCAGCAGACGGACAACCGCGCGCCUUCCUCAAUACGCUAGCGUUUCGAAUCUGCAAGAAAUGGCGAAGCGUGGAUAUAAGCUGCAAGAAUUUGUGGCUCAUUCAACCAACGUGAACUGCUUAAGUAUUGGUAAAAAGGCGUGUAGAAUGUUUAUCACCGGUGGUGAUGAUCAUAAAGUGAAUCUUUGGGCAAUUGGCAAACCCACUUCUUUAAUGAGCUUGUGUGGUCAUACAAGUCCAGUUGAAUCUGUUGCUUUUGAUACAUCAGAAGUUUUAGUGCUUGCCGGAGCUUCUAUGGGUGCAAUAAAGCUGUGGGAUUUAGAAGAAGCUAAGAUGGUUCGCACUCUUACUGGACACAGAUCCAACUGCACUGCUGUUGAAUUCCAUCCAUUUGGCGAGUUCUUUGCUUCUGGUUCCACAGACAUGAAUAUGAGGAUCUGGGAUAUCAGAAAAAAGGGCUGCAUACACACGUACAAGGGUCAUACUCAAGGAAUUAGCACCAUCAGAUUUACUCCCGAUGGUCGUUGGGUGGUUUCUGGUGGAUGUGAUAAUGUUGUAAAGGUGUGGGAUCUUACUGCUGGAAAGCUUUUGCAUGAUUUUAAGUUCCAUGAAGGACAUAUUAGAUCCAUUGAUUUCCAUCCCCUUGAGUUUCUCCUUGCUACUGGUUCCGCAGACAGAACCGUGAAAUUCUGGGAUUUGGAGACCUUCGAACUGAUUGGAUCUGCCAGACCUGAGGCUACAGGAGUGCGCUCUAUUACCUUUCAUCCUGAUGGAAGGACACUUUUUUGUGGAUUAGAUGAUAGUCUGAAGGUUUAUUCUUGGGAGCCUGUGAUUUGCCAUGAUGCUGUUGAUAUGGGAUGGUCGACACUUGGUGACCUCUGCAUUCAUGAUGGGAAACUCUUGGGCUGUUCAUUCUAUAGAAACUCUGUUGGAGUUUGGGUUGGAGAUAUAUCGUGCAUUGAGCCAUAUGGUGAUGGUUUUGUAACUAAAGAAAGUGAAUCCACAGACCAGAAAUUUAACAUCCCUGGAUGUAAUUCUUCAGAUAAAGUAGGAAGUGAUAUGAGAUCAACUUUGGGUUUCCGUUCUCCAUCUCCUGACUACGAGACAAAGGAAAUAAAGAACAUAUAUGUAGACUCUACUGGUGGAAAUCCUGUUACUUUACAAAGAGCUGGUUCCCUGAAUUCAUCAAAAGAAGUCCUCUCACUGGAUUCCAAGGAAAUGAGUGCUUCUCUAACCGAGAAGCAGAGCCCUUUAAUGGGAAUGAAUGCAAAUUUGAGUGAACAAGCUUUUAACAAAUCUUUCAUUGUCCCUACCAUUGUCCCUCGGGACAUUCCUGUUGAAAAAGAUUCUUCUAAUUCUGGAAAGGAGACUAUCACGUUUACAAAAACCAAACCUGGUAUGUUGCUCAGACCAGCUCAUGUGCGGAGGCCAUCAAAUAGCAAGAAUGAUGUUGACAAGAUGUCAGUGGCUCUUGAAUCUGGAAAUUUUAGCAGUGUUACAAGUGAGAAAGGUAGUGCAAGAGAUCCCAGCUUGCAAUCCCAGAUUGUAACAGAAGAUGGAAACUGUGAUGAAUCUGUUAAAAGCAGUAAAGAGAUUGCCCCUGUUAAGAUUGUCAAUGGAGUUGCAGUGGUAUCAGGCAGGACACGUAGUCUUGUUGAGAGGUUUGAAAGAAGGGAGAAAUUAAGCAGCGAAGAUCAAGAAUUAAUCACAAGUCAUCAAGCUGUGCCAGAAUCAAACAGGACCUCCACCACAGAAACAAAUACGACCCCGCCUGUCAUUUCUGGAACAGAUAGAACACCUGUUACAUCAAAUAUGACUCCUCUCAUUGUGCCUGAAACAGACAGAACUGCCACAAUAGCACCUAAAAUGAACCCUUGUUUUAUACCUGAAACAGAUAAUACAGCCUCCACAGCAUCAAAAAUGAUUUCUAUCGCCAUACCUGAGAAGGAUAGAACAGCCACCAUAGCAACUAAAUCAAGCCCUCGUGUUAUACCUGAAACAGAUAGAAAACCCUCUUUAUCAACUAAUAUGAUGUCACGUGUUAUAUCGCAAACAGAUAGAACACCCCCUGUAGCUGCCCGUAUGACCUCACGUGUUAUACCUGCAACUGAUCGGACUCCCCCAGUAGCAACUAUUUUCACCCCUCGUGUUAUACAUGAAAGGGAUAGAACACCCCCUAUUCCUACAAACACUGCCACGCGACCUCCCCCAGUAGCAGCUGCUAUCACCCCUCGUGUUAUUCCUGAAAGGAAUAGAACACCCCCUGUUCCUACUAAUACAACCACGCCUGUUAUACCUGAAGUGGAUAGAAUACCUUCCAUAACCACUAAUUUUACACCUCGCAUCGAAUGUGAAAUGGAUAGAGCACCCCCCAUUCUGAAUGACGAGCCUCAAAUUUCUGGUAGCAACUCGACCUCUGCUAAUUAUAAGGAUGUUAUUGAAGAUCUGAUGCAAAGUCAUGAUGUAUUCCUAAAUACCCUUAAAUCCCGCUUGACUAAGCUACAGGUGAUUCGACAUUUUUGGGAACGAAGUGACAUUAAAGGUGCUAUCAAUGCCUUGAGGAAACUGCCAGAUUAUUCUGUGCAAGCAGAUGUGAUCAGUGUUCUCAUGGACAAAAUGGAGAUUCUCAACUUAGAUUUAUUUUCUUGCUUGCUUCCUGUGCUUGUGGGCUUGCUAGACAGCAAGAUGGAAAGGCAUGCAAAUAUCUCAUUGGAGAUGCUACUGAAGCUUGUAGCGGUUUUUGGCCCAGUAAUACAAUCAGCUGUUUCCGCACCUCCAGUUGUUGGUGUUGAUCUUCAUGCAGAGCAAAGGCGAGAAUGCUGCAACAAGUGCUUUGCUCAGCUGCAAAAGAUCCAGCAAAUUCUUCCAGCACUAGCAAGGAGGGGCGGUUUAUUGACAAAAAGUGCUCUAGAAUUGAAUCUAGUCCUUCAACAGUCAUAGCAAAUGGUGCCAUCUAGAAUCAAUUUCAUCAGAAAAUGUUGAAAGAGUGGCCCAACCAAUACCCUGCCAGCAGAAACACAAGGAGUGUGAUACUCCUUGCAUGUGGUUUUGUCAAUCUCGCAAUUUUGUUUUGGAGCUCCCUACUGCUUGCCAUCAUAUUGGUUUUUACAACUACUACUACUGACGGCAUCCUACAGCUUGAGAGUUUUGUGAGGCAAACAUCAGAGCAGUAGCUUUACUUGAAACUAUUACCGCGAAGGACGAAUUAUCUCAUCUUUCCAACCAUGGUCCUUUCUGAACUUAGCAUGAAAUUUCACUUCGUAAUUCUUCGCCUCUAGGCAGUACUAUAUGUGUUCUUUUGUGCAAAUGAAUGUAAUUAGUGCCAAUUCAUAUGUAUACUCCAUUUGUUAUAUUCAAUGAAAAUCAUAAAUUUUUUUUCUGGACCGA